UUACUGGUGUACGGGAUGGAAAACAAGAUGGAUUCGGAUUCAUUCCAAGAGUAAAUGUCUCUGUUAAAGGUCUUAAUCUGAAGCCCACAGUAAUGAUUCCCACACUGACAGAGGGACAGCAGGCCACACUGACCUGCACUGCUCCUGGUCUCUGCUCUGGAUCUGUUCGUGAAAUCACCUGGACAUGGAGAGGAGCAGGAGGGACUGAAUCUUACAUUACAGGAAACAGCACUGCUUUCAAGACUGAGAAUCUGACUGAUGUAACAUGGAGACACAUCUCAACUUUGACCUUUAACGCUUCACCUGAACACCACAAAACCAAUAUCACUUGCAAGAUCAACUUCACAUGUGGAAAAACUACAGAGGAGACUUUGACUGUAAAUGUGAACCAUAAGAAAGAAAUUACAAUCAGUGGUGUUACAACUGUUAAGGAGGGAGAUGUUCUGAAUCUGACCUGCAGUGUUGAAAGUUUCCCUCCAUCUGUGAUUGGGUGGUCUAAAUUUGGUUCUGACACAAACCUGCACAGUUAUUCUGGAUCAGCCAGGCUUGUCAUUGAGAAUGUGAAACCAGAACAUUCUGGACAGUACAUCUGUACAGUUACAUAUAUGAACAAUUCCCUGAAGAAGGAUAUCAAUAUCACAGUGAUAUAUAACAGGGCUGCUCAGAUCAUCGGGAAUACAACUGUUAAGGAGGGAGAUGUUCUGAAUCUGACCUGCAGGGCUGAAAGCUUUCCUCCAUCUGUGAUUGAGUGGUCUAAACUCGGUUCUUACACAAACCUUCACAAUGACACUGGAUCAGCUACACUUGUCGUCCAUAAUGUGACAUCAGAACAUUCAGGGCAGUACAUCUGUAAAGUUAAAUAUAUGAUUAAUACCCUAAAGAAUAACAUCACCAUAACAGUAAUAUAUUUUUAA
Oreochromis niloticus (Nile tilapia) is the source of this 914-nucleotide messenger RNA. Its product is annotated as sialic acid-binding Ig-like lectin 11. The record is from RefSeq and is a predicted model, not a curated record. NCBI's taxonomy places the organism in Eukaryota, Metazoa, Chordata, Actinopteri, Cichliformes, Cichlidae. Gene Ontology annotation, biological process: cell adhesion. Gene Ontology annotation, cellular component: plasma membrane. The transcript has 5 exons. The coding region runs from base 93 to 914 and encodes 273 amino acids. Gene Ontology annotation, molecular function: sialic acid binding.